Molecule: messenger RNA, 1419 nt
Organism: Tetrapisispora phaffii CBS 4417
Lineage: Eukaryota; Fungi; Ascomycota; Saccharomycetes; Saccharomycetales; Saccharomycetaceae
Gene: GAS4
Product: 1,3-beta-glucanosyltransferase
Exons: 1
Coding region: 1-1419 (472 amino acids)
Biological process (GO): fungal-type cell wall (1->3)-beta-D-glucan biosynthetic process
Cellular component (GO): cytoplasm; fungal-type cell wall
Molecular function (GO): 1,3-beta-glucanosyltransferase activity
Source: RefSeq, a predicted model, not a curated record
AUGAAAGCCCUUCUAUUUCCCAUUUUGUUUUUUGUUAUUAAAUAUGUUCUAGCAGAUAUUAACCCCAUAGUUAUUAACGGUAAGUAUUUUGUUGAUUCAGUCACCGGUGACCCGUUCUAUAUCAAAGGUGUGGAUUAUCAGCCUGGCGGCUCUUCUGAGUUUACUGGGAAGGGUGAUCCAUUAUCGGAUCCUGAAAUUUGUGCAAGAGACAUAUAUUUAUUACAAAACCUAGGUGUAAAUACUAUUAGAAUUUACUCUAUAAAUCCCGAUUUGAACCAUGACAAGUGUAUGACACUGUUGGCGACAGCAGGCAUCUAUAUAUUGUUGGAUGUCAACUCUCCGUUACAAAAUCAACAUUUAAAUAGAUAUGAGCCAUGGAUCACUUACAAUGAACAAUACCUGGAACAUGUGUUUAAAAUCAUGGAGCAUUUUUCUUAUUAUAAUAACACCUUAGGCUAUUUUGCUGGAAAUGAAAUUAUAAAUGAUAAAAAAUCAGCAAAAGUUGCACCAGUAUACAUUAAAAGAUUAAUUCAAGAUAUGAAGAAAUAUUCCACAAAUCAUUUAAACAGGGUUAUUCCUGUAGGAUACUCUGCUGCUGAUGAUUUAGAUUACAGAGUGUCGUUGGCAAGUUAUUUAGAGUGUGCAGAUUCCAAUAUUGGCAUGGAUUCAACUGUCGACUUUUAUGGAGUUAAUUCAUACCAAUGGUGUGGCGAACAAACUAUGAAAACGUCUGGUUAUGACAAAUUAGUCGAGGCGUAUACCAAUUAUAGCAAACCCGUAUUUUUUUCUGAAUUUGGUUGUAAUUUAGUUCAGCCUAGAACUUUUGGAGAGGUAAAGUCUAUCUACUCAGAUGCUAUGUAUAAAACAUUUUGUGGUGGUCUUGUUUACGAAUUUACACAGGAAGUAAACGAUUAUGGUUUAGUAAAAGAAUCUAGUGAUAAAAGUGUUACACUGUUACCUGACUUUAAUACUUUAUCUCUUCAAUAUAAAAAUGUUCAGACACCAACAAGAAAAGAUUUGAACUUAGAUUCUAAUAUUGUCAUAGCUAAUUCGAAACAAAAAAAUUUCGAUAGUGGUAUCGAAUGCAAACGCAGAUAUCAAAAUAUUGAAAUUGAGGGGAAAAUAGCAAAAGAUGUGUCUGCAAAUUUAAUUUAUAAAGGUGUUAAAUUCAAAAAAGGUCAUUUCACAGAUUUGAAUGCAGAUGAUUUAGUUGUCAAACAUGACAUAUUUGAUGAGAAUGGAGUGAAAUUGAACAAAGAAAAAUUGUCGAUUACUGUCAUCAAUGAAAUGGGAGCCUAUGUAUUGAGCAAUGAAACGAACAAAAAAGAAAAUAAGAAGAAAAGCUCGGCAAAUAACGCUAGUGUAUAUCUAAGUUUAUUAGUUGGAUCUCUGUUCUUAUCACUUUUCCUCCAGUUCUAG